This is a messenger RNA of Onthophagus taurus, 1858 nucleotides long. The record is from RefSeq and is a predicted model, not a curated record. Lineage: Eukaryota; Metazoa; Arthropoda; Insecta; Coleoptera; Scarabaeidae.
CAUAUAUACGUACAUUUUUUGUUUUAGAUUUUAUAUACAGGUGAUUUUUCACGACAAGAAGAUAGACAUUUAAUGGCUGCUGAAAUACCAAACGUUCAUCCAGAUGUUUUAAUAACGGAAUCAACUUAUGGGACUCAUAUUCAUGAAAAACGCGAAGAACGCGAAAGCAGAUUUACUAAUCUUGUCCAUGAUAUAGUGAAUAGAGGUGGAAGGUGUCUUAUUCCAGUUUUUGCUCUUGGAAGAGCACAAGAAUUGUUACUCAUUUUAGAUGAAUAUUGGAGUCAACAUCCUGAAUUGCACGACAUCCCUAUUUAUUACGCAUCGUCUUUAGCUAAAAAAUGUAUGGCUGUGUAUCAAACUUACAUAAAUGCGAUGAAUGAUCGAAUUCGGCGGCAAAUUGCCAUCAACAAUCCGUUCGUUUUCAAGCACAUUUCAAAUUUAAAAGGUAUUGAUCAUUUUGAAGAUAUAGGUCCGUGUGUAAUAAUGGCAUCACCUGGUAUGAUGCAAAGUGGAUUAUCAAGAGAAUUAUUUGAAUCUUGGUGUACAGAUUCCAAAAACGGAGUGAUUAUAGCAGGUUAUUGUGUUGAAGGAACUUUAGCAAAAACAAUUCUUUCUGAGCCAGAAGAAAUUACAACUAUGCUUGGCCAAAAACUUCCAUUGAAAAUGUCUGUGGAUUACAUAUCAUUUUCGGCACAUACCGAUUAUCAACAAACCAGUGAAUUUAUUCGAAUAUUAAAACCUCCUCAUGUGGUUUUAGUUCAUGGAGAACAAAAUGAAAUGAGUCGACUUAAAGCCGCUUUACAACGUGAAUACGAAGACGAUCCAAACACAGUGAUCCAUCUUCAUAAUCCAAGGAAUACUCACGCGGUUGAAUUGUAUUUCCGCGGUGAAAAAACUGCUAAGGUUAUGGGUACUUUGGCUGUGGAGAGUCCUAAGCCUGGAAAAACAUUAUCUGGAAUAUUAGUAAAAAGGAAUUUUAAUUACCACAUUUUAGCAGCAAAUGAUUUAUCAAAGUAUACCGAUAUGAGUAUGACACAAGUAAUGCAAAGACAAAGUUUACAUUAUUCCGGGUCAAUUGUUGUUUUGCGCCACUUUAUCACUCAAGUAGCUGGACUGGUGGAGACAUUGGAAGGUGAUAAAAAAAUGAGAGCAUUUAACGCUGUUGAUAUAUCAUAUGACAAUAAAAUUAUAAGUUUGGAGUGGGUUGCAAAUCCAACUAAUGAUAUGUACGCCGACGCUUUAGUUGCCGCUAUUUUACAAGCGGAUCUUCUUGAUGCUCCAAUAAAAUCAUCGUCAAUAAGCGCUAAAGUCGAUAGGAUGCAUUUUAAGGAAUGUUUGAUUGAAAUGUUACAAGAUAUGUUUGGAGAAGAUUCUGUACCGAAAAUGUUUAAGGGUGAGAAAUUGUAUGUGACUGUUAAGGAAAAUAGAGCUGAUAUUGAUCUUGCAAAUUUGGAAGUGUCUUGUCCAACAGACGAAACAUUUCAACAAAUUGUACAAACAGCAGUCACUAAACUGUAUCAAUCUUUAGCGCCACCUCAAGUUGAAACAAACAUCUAAUAAUUUAUACCUUCAAAACAUAAACAGUAUAACAUUUUAUUUUGUAAUGGCAAAUUUUAAUCGAAACAAUUCAAUUGAUUUGGCAAUAACAACACAGAAUUAUCCAAAUUCCAAAAUAACCAUGCAACAAUUCCAACUGAUUGAAGAUUACAUUCUUAGUGAAAUAGAUUCAGUUGGUUUUCACAAUAACAUUUCCCCAAAAUUUGAUGAUGCAACAUUAAUAAACGGGAUUGUACACGUUUACUGCGUUGAUAUGGAAACAGCGAAUUGGCUUUGCCCAAAAAUACAAGAUAAAUCAAUU